GUUAACGGGAAACAGAAGAGCACAGUCUCCCCUCGUAGUAGAGCAGGACCUGAAUAACAUCACAAACUGAGAAGUCAGUAAUCAAACUGAAUAUACGAACAUGGAAAAACUAAAUGAGGAUGCUCCACACACAUAUUGAUUUGUUUGAAUAGCCCGGCUUGAGGAGGAGAAAAAAAAAGGCUGACACUUCCUACAACAAUCAUCAUGCCUUCGCUGAAUGCUCUGCAGCUGCUGUGCCAGAAACACAAAUGUCGAUGUUAAUACUGGCGCGUGUUGAAAGCUGUUAUUUUCACGACACUGGAGAAGAAAUCAGUCUUUAGCGCUGCAAAUGCUCUUUUUUUAAAAUACAACUUUUGCACGACUUAAACAAGAAACGGUGACAAAGACACACAUGGAGAGCUUGUGUGCGAGAGAUAAGAGCAAAAAAAAAAAAAAAAGGAGGCAGAUAAUUUGCAUCGAGCGGCCAACAUACCUGAACCAGCGAGGGAAGAAAUGUUUUAUAAAGGAUUAGACUCUUCUUUCUGCCUGCUCUCAGUCGGACUUCAAACCUUCCGGGUCGCCUGCUGUUCACUUCUGGGUGCUGCAGGCGUCUCACAACACUGAGCUGAAACAGAUUUUUUUCAACCCAUUUUCUUGUUUCUAUUUUAACGCUGGGUGUGGCUUGAUAGGCACUCCAGAUCGGCUGCCCACAUGGUGCACAAGCAAAGAAAAAGCCAGGUGCAGCAGGGAGCAAAGGAAGUGAGGGGGGAGGAGGUCAUUAUCCCUAUGAGGGCGGAGCAAAAAGUGAGGUGGAGAGAAGGAUGAAACAUUUGAAGCUUAUACUGACAUGCUGCUCUGAAGGCUCCUGUGAGUCCAGCCAUGGAUGGUGUGUUGGAAGGAGCAAUAGUGUUAUGUUUGUGUAAACUGGCCUGCAGUCUGCUCUUGGUGCCAUCACUGACUUCCUCCUACAGCCCCGUCAGCUUCUGCUGCAGCUGCCUCCUGCUCUUCACUGACUUCCUGGUCACAGUUUUUCUGAGUUUCCUUUGGAUCUCAGAGUCCUGGUUCUCAGAGCUGACCCUACAUGGCGACGUCAUUGCCCUGCGCUUCCUGAUCUUCCUCAGUGAAACAUACGGUGAAGUCCUGAUCCUGAUCACACCUCUGAUCGCAGUGGAAAGUAUGUUCAGACUGCCAUGGCCUCACUCUGUUGUCACUCUCCGGAUGACCUGUCCGAAACUGGACUCUAACAAACAGCUUUGUAAUGUCGUGGAGGUAAAUGUGAAAGAGGAGAAGGCCAGAAAAGACAGUGAAGAAACAGAAAAGAGCUGGUCUCAUGUUGUCAGCUACCUCUGCUGCCUGUCAGUGUGGGUUGCUGUCGGCCUUAAUGUCAGGAGGCGAUGGAUGCGGGAGCAAGUGCAGGCGGUUGCCUGUUUGCGCACAACCAACUCCCUUGUCAGAUGUUUGCCCAACCUGUUCAACCACAUGCCAAGCGCUGUGAAUCCCUACUGGGGCAUGGCCUUCCUCUUCUUCCUCCUGAUCCCCUUAAUCCUCCUGACCAUGAGCCUGGGCCUGAUCAGACGAUACCGGGCCCCUGCACAGACACACAGAGAGAAACCUGGAGUUAACAACAAUGGCGACAGUUGCUAUAAAGACCCUGUUCCAACACUGUCUUUGCCCUCCAGGACUGUGAACCCUGGGAUGGUGGGGUUUGAGCCAGCACAGUGUGUUGACCCAGAGAAAACAGAGAGCAGCUGCACUGGUCACAGAGCGUAUUCCUGGAACAGCGUGCAGAUGUCAACAUAUCACCAUGGAGACUUUGUCCUCAUCUCCCCUGAGUGCUUGUCUGCAGAGAGAGGACAGAAUCAUGAGAGGACAAAGAGAGCUACAUGUGCAUUUCUCCAGGAGAAACAUGUGGACUCACAAUACAGGAGCCAGAGCGGGUGGCAACAGAGGGGUUUUCCCUGCCCAGGGGUGAAUGUAAUGAUAGGUUUCCUGGCUGUGCUCUCAAUCUUUGUGCUGCCUCUUUGCCUGAGUGUGAACAUUCUUGUGAUCAGGACUAUUGAGACUCUACUGGAGCUUUGUAUCAGGUCUUUAGUUUCACCUGCAACAAACACAAGUAACAGCUCUCACAAUGAAACAUUUGUAUAAAAGCAACGGAUGAGAAGCAAAAGUGGUGGCUGUUUGCAACCGGAUCACCAGAUUAAUAUUGCAUGUGUGCUGACAGCAGGUCUACCCGUCGACACCGGUUUGAAUAGAGUGUAAAUAAGCAUUUCUGAGCAGCUAUGCACAUGUGAAGAGUAAUAUGUGGAAACCUGCUGAAAGGUGCUGAGGAGGCAGGUUGAGGCGUGCUUGGAGUAGACACUAAACAGAUGACUGGAAGGCCUGUUUUUUAUUUUUCAGAGCCUUAAGAUUUGCAGUGAUUUGUCAAUACACAAUGGGUUGUAGAAUGAGCAUCUCCUGCAUAAUUAAGUCUAAUCCUGGGGCAAACAGCAUUUUGAAAGUAGUAAUAUGAAGUGUGGUGAAGCUUCAUCACUUAAUCCCUGCAUAAAGCAAUGUAUAAAUAAAUACUGAAUGACUUGAGGGUGUAACACA
Eleginops maclovinus (Patagonian blennie) is the source of this 2568-nucleotide messenger RNA. RefSeq lists its product as uncharacterized. NCBI's taxonomy places the organism in Eukaryota, Metazoa, Chordata, Actinopteri, Perciformes, Eleginopidae. The transcript is spliced from 6 exons. The coding region runs from base 859 to 2124 and encodes 421 amino acids. The record is from RefSeq and is a predicted model, not a curated record.